UAAAGAGUGAUCAGUGAGUGAGAGGAACAAAGGCAGCUCCAAUGAGGGCCCAUGAAAUGUCUCCUCAGUAGACUCAAGAUGUGAUAUUCAUCUUUCUCUCUACUGCACUAACCCAUCUUUUCUUUCACCUUCUUCACCGCCCCUUUCCCAUUUUUUGCCCUAUUUCAAAAUAGAAACUUUUCCACUACUAGCUAAAACACUUUCUUAAUUAUGUCUCUCGAUAUUAAACCUAAUGAUUUCGGUGAGGGAUCGUCGCGAUCCGUCACUGAACAAAACCAGCAACUCGUAUCUGCUCAGCCUGCUCCGGCCCCUCUGAGCCGAUACGAGUCGCAGAAACGCAGAGACUGGAACACGUUCGGGCAGUACUUGAAGAAUCAAAGGCCUCCAGUGGCACUACCACAGUGUAACUGCAACCAUGUACUCGAGUUCCUCAGAUACCUAGAUCAGUUUGGAAAGACCAAAGUUCAUUUACUCGGGUGUGUCUUUUACGGACAACCCGACCCUCCGGCCCCUUGUACAUGUCCACUUAGGCAAGCUUGGGGGAGCCUCGAUGCGCUCAUCGGACGCCUCCGAGCUGCCUACGAAGAGAAUGGCGGGUCACCAGAGAAAAACCCGUUUGGAAACGGAGCUAUUCGGGUUUAUUUACGCGAAGUCAAGGAGUGUCAAGCUAAAGCUAGGGGAAUUCCUUACAAGAAGAAGAAGAAGCGGAAACUUCCAACUAAAACAAAUGAUCAAGAUCAAGUUAAGUUCGCCAAGCAAACUACUUAAACUUAUUUAUUAAGGUGUACUAUGCAGCUUUGGUUCAAAUGGACACCAAGUGUCAAGGAAAUAGAUCACUGCUUCGCAAAUGCUUUAUUCCAUUUCCCUCAGUAGCUGAUCAUAUAGAUUCAACUUAUUAGAGUCUAGCUAGGCUAGCUACUUUUCCAAAUAAUGUUUAGUACAAUCCGAUAUAUAUAUGUAUAUGAUGGAACCAGCUUCCAAAAUUUGCUUCUUGUGAUCUUUAAUUUGCAUGUAGCUCUGUGUUAAUCAUAUAUUAGAUGCUAGUAUUAAGUACCAA
Messenger RNA from Daucus carota subsp. sativus, 1057 nucleotides. Its product is annotated as protein LIGHT-DEPENDENT SHORT HYPOCOTYLS 10. The transcript is spliced from 2 exons. The coding region runs from base 211 to 768 and encodes 185 amino acids. The record is from RefSeq and is a predicted model, not a curated record. Gene Ontology annotation, biological process: response to light stimulus; mRNA transcription. Gene Ontology annotation, cellular component: nucleus. Lineage: Eukaryota; Viridiplantae; Streptophyta; Magnoliopsida; Apiales; Apiaceae.